GCCUGGAAGACAGACAAACACACACACACACACACACACAGACACACAAACAAGCAUAAAAGUCAGUGAGAGGAGAGAGAGAAGAGAGCAGAGCGACGGACACACUCAACCCAGAGAGAGAAGAGACGGUGAGAGCAGACAGCUGACAAGAUGACGAUGACAGAUCUGUUGAAAGCUGAGGAGAUCAAGAGAGCUCUUCAAGCCUUUGAAGGAGAAACGUUUGAUCCAAGAAAGUUCUUUGAAAUGGUCGGGAUGAGGGCCAUGUCGGCCGAGAACGUCAAGAAGGUCUUCCGGGUCCUGGACGUGGACGGCAGCGGCUUCAUCGAAGAGGAAGAGCUCAAGUACGUCCUGAAGGGCUUUUCCAAGGAGGGCAGAGAUCUGACCGACGCAGAGACAAGUGAAUUCCUCAAAGCAGCGGACAAGGACGGAGACGGCAAGAUCGGCAUCGACGAGUUUGAGAUCUUGGUGCAUGAGUAGGGGACAGCUGAACAGCCCCUCCCUCCCUCCCUCCUCCUCCUCCUCCUCCUCCUCCUCCUCUUCAUUCCUGCAUUCAUAUUUUGUAACGGCCAACCCCCCCCCCCCCCUCCUAACUCCUGUCACCUCCCUUUGUACCCCGAGCACGGAGUCACACGGGAGCUGCUCUCUUCCACACCUGAGCGGAACCCGGCCGACAGGGAGUCGCCAUGAGGAGAAACACACAGGCAUCAUAGGAGUCAUCUUUUAUAUAUAUAUAUAUUUAUCAUAUCCACUCGCUCAUGCUGUUUGGAUUUUCAGAAUCGUUCUUGAUGAUUUCAUGAGGAUAGUUUGUGGUCUGAAAACCAGUGGUGCUAGUGCUGUAGAUGGUGUCGAUGUUAUAAAGACUUCUUCCUCUGUGUAUUUCAGGUUGUGCAUCUUGUCUGAUUGGUUUUACUUCUAGAUGUUCACAUAACAGUGCACUUUCCUCCCACUCCUCCUCCUCCUCCUCCUCCUCAUCCACCUUCCCUCACCUCACCUCAUCUCCGCUUUCCCUUCCUCCUCCUCCCUUCCUCCUCCUCCCUUCUUUCACCUCCUCCGCCUCUCUCCCUGCCUCCGAUCAGAUGAUGUAGUUAAGUAAAUAUGAAAUAUAAGAUGAGCUGUGAAGGAUAAAAAAAGAAGAAGAUCUGAGUAAGAAAUGAUAAUAAAUAAAGGUUGAGUAAUAA
Molecule: messenger RNA, 1178 nt
Organism: Platichthys flesus (European flounder)
Lineage: Eukaryota; Metazoa; Chordata; Actinopteri; Pleuronectiformes; Pleuronectidae
Product: parvalbumin alpha-like
Exons: 5
Coding region: 151-477 (108 amino acids)
Cellular component (GO): nucleus; cytoplasm
Molecular function (GO): calcium ion binding
Source: RefSeq, a predicted model, not a curated record